ACGGAACGCUGCGCCAUGAGCGGCGCGGGGAACCGCGGUGCCGAGGCCGGCGCUCCCCAGGCCGAGUCCGCGGGCGCGGCGCUGAGCGUGGACGUGGCGGGGCUGCUGGCGCAGCUGGCGCGCAGCUUCGCGCUGCUGUUGCCGGUGUACGCGCUCGGCUACCUGGGCCUGAGCUUCAGCUGGGUGCUGCUGGCGCUCGGGCUGCUCGUGUGGUGCCGGCGCAGCCGCGGCCUCAAGGCCACCCGCCUGUGCCGCGCCCUGGCGCUGCUGGAGGACGAGGAGCGCGCCGUGCGCCUGGGGGUGCGCGCCUGCGACCUGCCGGCCUGGGUUCAUUUUCCAGACACUGAAAGAGCAGAAUGGCUAAAUAAGACUGUAAAACAUAUGUGGCCUUUCGUUUGCCAGUUUAUAGAGAAAUUGUUUCGAGAAACUGUGGAGCCGGCCGUGCGGGGGGCACACGCCCACCUCAGCACUUUCAGUUUCACUAAAGUUGACGUGGGUCAGCAGCCCCUCAGGAUCAAUGGUGUUAAGGUAUACACUGAAAAUGUGGACAAAAGGCAAAUAAUUUUAGACCUUCAGAUUAGUUUUGUAGGAAACUGUGAGAUUGACUUGGAGAUCAAGCGGUAUUUUUGUAGAGCUGGUGUGCAAAGUAUACAGAUUCAUGGUACAAUGCGGGUGAUCCUGGAACCGUUGAUUGGAGACAUGCCCCUAGUGGGAGCCUUGUCUAUCUUCUUCCUCAGGAAACCACUUAUAGAAAUUAACUGGACAGGACUGACUAAUCUUCUCGAUAUCCCUGGAUUAAAUGGUCUGUCGGAUACAAUCAUCCUGGACAUAAUAUCAAACUACCUGGUGCUUCCCAAUCGGAUCACCGUUCCUCUCGUCAGUGAAGUCCAGAUAGCUCAGUUGCGGUUUCCUAUACCAAAGGGUGUUCUAAGGAUACAUUUUAUUGAAGCUCAGGAUCUUCAGGGGAAAGAUACUUACCUUAAGGGACUCGUCAAGGGAAAAUCAGACCCCUAUGGAGUUAUUCGGGUCGGCAACCAGAUCUUCCAAAGCAAGGUCAUCAAAGAGAGCCUGAGUCCGAAGUGGAACGAGGUGUACGAGGCUCUAGUCUAUGAGCAUCCUGGACAGGAACUAGAGAUUGAGCUCUUCGAUGAAGACCCAGACAAGGAUGACUUCCUAGGAAGUCUUAUGAUUGAUCUCAUUGAAGUUGAAAAGGAGCGCCUUUUAGAUGAAUGGUUCACCCUGGACGAGGUCCCCAGAGGAAAACUGCACUUGAAACUGGAGUGGCUCACAUUAAUGCCAAAUGCUUCAAACCUCGACAAGGUGCUAACAGACAUCAGGGCUGACAAAGACCAAGCCAAUGAUGGUCUUUCCUCCUCGUUGCUGAUCUUGUAUUUGGAUUCAGCAAGGAACCUUCCGAGUAUCUACGAGGGAAACUUUGGGUGUGGAUACUUAAAAGAGAGGCGAGCGUCGGGACUAGUGUUUUGUGAAAAUACUACCUCAGUCUAUAGAGCACUAUUUAGUAACCCAUUAGAAUUUAACCCUGAUGUCUUGAAGAAGUCUGCAGUUCAGAAAGCUUUAAAGUCAGGGAAGAAAAUAAACAGCAAUCCAAACCCUCUUGUCCAGAUGUCAGUUGGACACAAGGCCCAGGAGAGCAAGAUUCGGUAUAAAACCAAUGAACCUGUGUGGGAGGAAAACUUCACCUUCUUCAUUCACAAUCCCAAGCGCCAGGACCUCGAAGUUGAGGUCAAAGAUGAACAGCAUCAGUGUUCUCUGGGGCAUCUGAAGAUCCCUCUCAGUCAGCUGCUCACCAGUGACGACAUGACCAUGAACCAGCGAUUCCAGCUCAGUAAUUCGGGGCCCAACAGCACUCUGAAGAUGAAGAUCGCCCUCAGGGUACUCCACCUUGAAAAGCAAGAAAGGUCUCCAGACCACCAACACUCAGCUCAAGUAAAGCGACCCUCUGUUUCUAAAGAAGGGAGGAAGAUAUCCGUGAGAUCUCAGAAGUCUGCAUCACCAGGCUCUGGUGACAGCAGCACAGCCCCGUGCACUCCAGUCAUGGGGAGCAGCAGUAAGCCUGGCAUAGAAGAGAGAGCCCAGCCUGUGGAGGCCAGCCCCCAGGGGCCGCGAGACCUGGGCAGGAGCUCCUCCAGCCUCCAGACCGGUGCCACCUGCUCCCCCAGCCAUGUCUCCGUUAAGGAGCCCACCCCAAGCAUAGCCUCAGACAUAUCACUGCCCAUCGCCACCCAGGAGCUUCGGCAAAGACUACGGCAGCUGGAGAACGGGACGACCCUGGGCCAGUCGCCUCUGGGGCAGAUCCAGCUGACCAUCCGGCACAGCUCCCAGCGGAACAAACUCGUGGUGGUCGUGCACUCCUGCAGAAAUCUCAUUGCCUUCUCUGAAGAUGGCUCUGACCCCUAUGUCCGCAUGUAUUUGUUACCAGACAAGAGGAGAUCAGGAAGGAGAAAAACACACGUGUCAAAGAAAACACUGAACCCCGUGUUUGACCAGAGCUUUGAUUUCAGUGUUUCGUUACCAGAAGUGCAGAGGAGGACAUUGGAUGUAGCAGUGAAGAACAGCGGUGGCUUCCUGUCCAAAGACAAAGGGCUUCUUGGCAAAGUGUUGGUCAGUCUGGCGUCCGAAGAACUAGCCCGAGGUUGGACCCAGUGGUACGACCUCACAGAAGACGGCACGAGACCACACGUGGUGACGUAGUCCAUCUGGCCGAGAAGCCCGC
Molecule: messenger RNA, 2734 nt
Organism: Lontra canadensis (Northern American river otter)
Lineage: Eukaryota; Metazoa; Chordata; Mammalia; Carnivora; Mustelidae
Gene: ESYT2
Product: extended synaptotagmin 2
Exons: 24
Coding region: 16-2712 (898 amino acids)
Biological process (GO): lipid transport
Molecular function (GO): lipid binding
Source: RefSeq, a predicted model, not a curated record